CAGUUUCCGGGCCGGGCUGAAGGCCGCGUUCUGCGCUAUGGGGUCUUGGCAGCGUCUGCUGCUCUUUGGUGGGGUGUCGCUUCGGGGAGCUGGCGGGGCCUGUGCCCCACUUGGGGGACGCCGAGCGUUGGUUUGUCGGCGCCAGUUAUCUGGCUCUGAGAAUGAGACUCUAAAACAAAGAAGAACACAAGUCAUGUCCCGAGGACUUCCAAAGCAGAAACCAAUAGAAGGUGUUAAACAAGUUAUAGUUGUGGCUUCUGGAAAGGGUGGAGUUGGAAAGUCUACUACAGCAGUGAACCUUGCACUUGCACUAGCAGCGAACGAUUCGUCAAAGGCGAUUGGUUUGUUAGAUGUGGAUGUGUAUGGCCCAUCAAUUCCAAAGAUGAUGAAUCUUAAAGGAAGUCCAGAAUUAUCACAGAGCAACCUAAUGAGGCCUCUUUUGAAUUAUGGUGUUGCUUGUAUGUCUAUGGGCUUCCUGGUUGAAGAGACUGCACCAGUUGUUUGGAGAGGCCUUAUGGUAAUGUCAGCCAUUGAGAAACUGUUGAGACAGGUAGAUUGGGGUCAACUGGACUAUUUAGUUGUUGACAUGCCACCAGGAACUGGAGAUGUGCAGUUAUCAGUCUCACAGAAUAUUCCUAUUUCAGGUGCUGUGAUUGUCUCCACGCCCCAGGACAUUGCGCUGAUGGAUGCACACAAGGGAGCUGAGAUGUUUCGAAAAGUUCACGUGCCUGUUCUGGGCCUUGUUCAAAAUAUGAGUGUUUUCCAGUGUCCAAAGUGUAAACACAAAACUCAUAUUUUUGGUGCUGAUGGUGCAAGGAAGCUAGCACAGAUCCUUGAUCUUGAUAUUCUAGGAGACAUUCCCUUACAUCUUAAUAUAAGAGAAGCUUCGGAUAUAGGCCAGCCGAUUGUAUUUUCACAGCCUGAAAGUGAUGAGGCCAGAGCUUACCUGAGGGUUGCUGCGGAAGUGGUACGACGACUGCCACCACCUGCGCAGUGACUCCCAAGUGUCCUGGAAGUUUACCUGCUGCGUGACAAUAAGACGACCUUUGGAAAUCAGCAGUGUGGUGAUAAAACCUACAGAAAUCAUAGCAACCGUAGUUGUGUUCUUGUAUUUCUAAGGAAAUGAUAUCUUAUUUUCAGGUUUGAUUUGCUAAGCAAUGACUCAGAAACAAAGUUUUGACACAUCAAUGCUAACUGCUACACUCAGGAAUUUGUCUGGAAGCUGAGUGUACCAACUGCACAGAACUGCUUUUUAUUUUAUUGAUCUACCCUAGAAGAAUCAUGAGUUUACGUUACAAGCCCGCCCUCCAGUUCAGGAGAAAACUGUGCUCUUUUCUGCAGGACUCCAGAGCUCGUCAUUUAAAGGAUUUACUAACCUGGUGUAAGGACACACGGGUGACACCCCUUCAUCAGGCAGUUUGGUCUGGGUUUGAAUCCUGUCUCUAGUACUAUAUUGAACACAUUCUCAAUAUAGAUUAAACCUUGACUUCUUCACAUGGACCACACUCUACCCAAGGCUUAAUGAAUCUAAAUCUCGGAGAUAGGGCCUGGACAUGCGCAUUUUUAACAAGAUCCUAAUUAUUUUGAUUAAUCUUAUUAUGGCAAUAGGAGCUAAUAUUUAUCAAGUGUUUUCUUGUGUCUUUUUAGUUAAUCUUUCUUUCGUAUUAUGGUGUACUGUUGCUAUCUCCAUUUUACAAAUGAGAAUACUGAGGUAUGGGAAAGUUAAGUGUCUUACUGAGGAUUACUAUUUUAGGAGGGGAUGGAGCUGAGAUUUAAACUUGGGUACUUGGGCACUGGAUCCCUCCUUUUGUACAACAAGGGGCAUUUGUUUAUUUCAAAAGAGACAUAUAGUAUUCAAACUCACUUGACCAUGACACUCUCUGUCCCCACUCCAACUUUUUAUUAGGAGUUCAUUUUUAUCAAGUUCAUUUUUCUAAGAGUAUACUUUGAAAAACAUGUGUCUUGUCUAGUUGAGGCUCAGAGAGAGUCGGGGUCUUCCCAGGUUUAGGUAGCAAGAUAGUUGUAAACCUGCAAGUACUGAUAAGAGUCAUUAGUUAAUCCUCAGUUAUAAGGAAGUGGUCUCUGACCUUUGGCAAAUGCCUUGACAUCCUUUGCUUUGUAGUUAGGCAGCCAGAAAAUUAGACAAAGAGUUACAUGUCAUUCUAAACAUGUUUUCACACACUUAUGUUCACAUAAAAGACUGUAGAUGGUUGUUUAUAGCAUCUUUAUUUGUAAUAGCCAAACCAACACAGAGCUUUUCAGUGGGUGAAUGGUUAAACAAACUGUGGUAUAUCCAUUCCAUGGAAUGCUACUCAACAAUAAAAAAUAACAAACUAUGGAUACAUGCUACAACUUGGAUAAAUUCCAGAGAAUUAUACUGCAUGAAAAAGCUAAUCCCAAAGGUUAUGUAUCAUAUGAUUCCAUUUGUAUAAUAUUCUUGAAAUGACAAAAUUAUAGAAAUGGAGAACAAAUUAGUGGUUUCCAGGGGAUAAGGAAGAGGCUGGAGCAGGGAUUGUGUAUGUCUAUAAAAGGGCAACACUAGGGAUCCUUAUGUUGAGGGAAAUGUUCUGUAUGACUGUAUAGAUGUCAUUAUCUUGGUUGUGAUAUUGUUCUAUAGUUUUGCAAGAUGUUACCAUUGGAAAAAAUUGAGUAAAGGGCACA
This is a messenger RNA of Molossus molossus (Pallas's mastiff bat), 2661 nucleotides long. It is a transcript of the gene NUBPL, whose product is annotated as nucleotide binding protein like. The transcript is spliced from 11 exons. Lineage: Eukaryota; Metazoa; Chordata; Mammalia; Chiroptera; Molossidae. Gene Ontology annotation, biological process: mitochondrial respiratory chain complex I assembly; iron-sulfur cluster assembly. The record is from RefSeq and is a predicted model, not a curated record. The coding region runs from base 38 to 997 and encodes 319 amino acids. Gene Ontology annotation, cellular component: mitochondrion. Gene Ontology annotation, molecular function: ATP binding; ATP-dependent FeS chaperone activity; 4 iron, 4 sulfur cluster binding.